AUGACCAUUUUUAUUUUCGUAGGAAGGGAUUACCGUUUGCCGUCUCUACUGGUCGAUGUUCCUCGUUACGAGAGAUUAACGCCAAACAGGCUGCGUAAGAUGAUUGCUAUAUAUGCUUUUCUCCACUUUAUGGGGGGAAGUAGCAGGCCGGACGGAACGGUCAUCGGAGUCAUCGUUUGUUUCGUCACUGUAGCCACAAAUGCGAGGUUUAUGUGGAUACGUCUCCUUGGUGGAUUCAGACCGAGCUUGUUCCGUUCAACCUUCCAGGAAAGUUCCCCAGUUUUCGUUGGUGCCCACUCUGUUCGGCAUUUCACUAAUUUAGAGGUACGGAAAAACCACCUCGAACAAAAACGCCAUACGUUUCCGUCCACUCAUGCACGCGAUAAUAGAGGAAAACACAAAUAUAGAGCAGUGAAUUCUGCUUUAUAG
This is a messenger RNA of Eremothecium cymbalariae DBVPG#7215, 429 nucleotides long. RefSeq lists its product as uncharacterized. The coding region runs from base 1 to 429 and encodes 142 amino acids. Lineage: Eukaryota; Fungi; Ascomycota; Saccharomycetes; Saccharomycetales; Saccharomycetaceae. The record is from RefSeq and is a predicted model, not a curated record. The transcript has a single exon.